Messenger RNA from Funneliformis mosseae, 816 nucleotides. The record is from the annotation of a GenBank genome assembly. Lineage: Eukaryota; Fungi; Glomeromycota; Glomeromycetes; Glomerales; Glomeraceae.
AUGGGUAUUAAUAAUUCACGCUUAAAGGGUAGGAAAUUCAAGAUACCAAGUAUACCAGAGAAUGUGCAGACAAAAUCCAUCGAUGAGAAACUGCCGGACGUGAACCGUUAUUUAGCGAGCGAUAUUGAUUACGUUGAAAAUGUACAUGCAUUUCAUUUUGUUAAGAGACAUUUAUUUCAAAGUAAUUUUUCUUCGCCAAUUGAAGAAAAAAUAAUUCAAGGAGGAUGUAAAGUAUUGGAUGUUGCAUGCGGUUCUGGAACUUGGUUAUUAGAUUUAUCAUCUAAUUAUGAGGAUUCUCACUUUUUUGGACUUGAUUUUCAGGCAAUCUAUCCGCAAGAGAUAAAACCACCAAAUUUAAAUUUUAUCGAAGCAGAUAUAUUGGAUGGAUUACCAUUCCCCGAUAAUGAAUUUGAUUUUGUGCAUCAAGAUACAAUGACUAGAAUUUUACAAAAAAAUCAAUGGGAAUUCAUUUUAUCUGAGCUCAUUAGGGUAACUAAACCAGGUGGAUAUAUUGAAAUAUCUGAACCAAUUCAAACGUUUAAUGGCUAUGGACCAAUCAUGCAGAAAUUGUUUAACAGUUUUCAUCGAGAUGAAAGAAAGUAUAUUAUAGGACCCAAUGGUGGUAAAAUUGGGAUAGCUUGCCAAGAGGCAUUGGUAACGUUUGGUAGUACAGAGAUGACGAUUGAAAUUUUAAGUUCCGAAAUAGGAGUCUCUAAAGAAGAAUAUAAAAGGAUGAUAGGAAAUGGACUUACAGAUGAGUUAAAAAAAACCAGACCUGAGCUUAUUAAUUUUCGAUUAUGGGCUCAAAAAACGUAA